This is a messenger RNA of Spodoptera exigua (beet armyworm), 762 nucleotides long. The record is from the annotation of a GenBank genome assembly. Lineage: Eukaryota; Metazoa; Arthropoda; Insecta; Lepidoptera; Noctuidae.
AUUCCGUGCAGUGGGUAGCGCGGGCGCGGCGACUGCCCGUCCAAUCUCGUGUUGUACAAAUAAUGUUUAGUGUUUACAUAACAAGCGGUGCACUGCGCGACUGAUCGCCCUACAUCACGCGCCAGUACCGGCAGUGCGAGUGCGAUGGGGGGCUCGAGGCUGGCUCCUUCCAGGAUAUACUGUGUACUGUUCUGCACCAUCAUCAAGGCCGUCAUCAGCACCGGCCUCGGCAAGUGUCCCGUCUACCCGCCGCUGCCAAACUUCGACAUACAGCGGAUGACUGGCACUUGGUACGAAGUGGAGAGAUCGUUCUAUCUGGUGGAGCUGACCGCGAGCUGCACGGAGCUCCACUUGACGCUCAACGAGAGGGGAUACUUGCUCAUCACUAUUAAUACGGUCAACAAAUGGACCAACAACCCAUCAACGACGUAUGGCAUCGGCAUACCGAGCCACAACGCGUCAUCAAUCUUCCGCUACAAGCUGAACAACCGUGUGCCGUACGUCAUCGGGCGGCUGCUUCCCGGCGCCGGCGUAUACAACAUCCUCUUCACCGACUACGAACAGUUCGCCAUCGUCUGGUCUUGUACCAGCGUCAGUAUUGCACAUUCAGAUCACAUUUGGGUGCUGGGUCGGCGGCGAGAGAUCGAGGCUCCGGUGCGCGCACAAAUCUACGCCAUCAUGGAAGAGUUGCGGCUCGACCCCGACAGACUCAUUAUAUCUAAGAACAAUAACUGUACAAACUUCUUUGAUAAUAAAGUCUAA